Messenger RNA from Diversispora eburnea, 615 nucleotides. The record is from the annotation of a GenBank genome assembly. NCBI's taxonomy places the organism in Eukaryota, Fungi, Glomeromycota, Glomeromycetes, Diversisporales, Diversisporaceae.
AUGCCAAAAAUUAAACAUUCACGAACCAAAAAACCACCGGAAGGUUUCGAAGACAUUGAACCAACUUUGCUAGAGUUUGCCCAGAAAAUGAAAGAUGCUGAAAAUGAACCGCAUGAAGGAAAACGACGUGUUGAAUCUCUGUGGCCAAUUUUUCGUCUGCAUCACCAAAGAUCACGGUAUAUUUAUGAUUUGUACUAUAAACGUGAAGCUAUAUCGAAGGAAGUCUAUGAUUAUUGUUUAAAACUGGGAUACGCGGACGCAAAUUUGAUUGCGAAAUGGAAGAAGCCGGGUUUUGAACGUCUUUGUUGUUUACGAUGUAUUCAACCUAAAGACACAAAUUUUGGAACGACCUGUAUAUGUCGCGUACCCAAAUCAAAACUAGAAGAAGGACGUAUUGUUGAAUGUGUUUUAUGUGGCUGCAGGGGUUGUUCAAGUACGGAUUUCACAUCUGCUAAAAAGGAUAAAUCGAAACAGAAAACGCCAGAAGAAAUAAAUAUACAACAAGAUUCAUCACAGGAAUUACAGGUAGAGCAAAUUAGUCAAACCAGUCAAAUGGAAACAUUAACAUCAUAUGAGAAAGAAGAAAAUCAAAAUGAAAGGGAAGAAUCCGAAUAA